ACUCCUUUGUGUAGAGCGCGGAUAUUUCAAAAAUAACGACUCAGUUCAGUAGCGUAAACAAGUUGGAUCUACUGCUGCUCAUGUAAACAUUAAGCAGUGGUGUAAAGUAACUACCGUAGAUUGUGAACAUCAUGGAGUCCAUUACUGAUCCAAACAUGAGUGUCGGCUUCACCAGUGCCAUGGAGGAGAUCCACAACGAAUACCUGAAGACGUUCGGGGAGAUCAUCGACCAGACGACAGAGCUGUGCCAGUCCCACAGAGAGUUUGUGAAGUGUGCAGUAGAUACGUGUUUAAAGAAGUGUAAGGAUGAUGAGAUGCUGUUUGAGACAAUAGAAACAUUCAAAAGAGACUUGGUACAAACAAGUGCAUCAUUAAAAGUGAAAAGGCAUGCCGUUUCUGAAAUGAUAUCCGAGAUUGAGCACAAGGACGUGCAGAAAGAAGACAUCAUCCAGAAGAUAGAGACACUUAAAGAAGAACAAUCCAAGAGAAAAGAGUUAAUUCUGUCUCAACACAAGACAAACAAAAACAGACUGAAGUAUCUCAAGAAAGCCAGAGGGGUCUUUCAAGAUCAUUUGGCGAUGGAGAUACGAACAAUCUCUGGCAAAACACAAGUGGUUAAAGGUGAAAAGCUGCAAUUUAUUUUCCGGAAUAUCAACCCUUCAGAUCUGAAGAGCGCUUACAUUGUCACAUUGGGCCUCAAUCAAGACGGAUCAUACCAGAUUGUGUCCAGUGACCCCGCGCUCGGGUGUUUGCCAGUCCUGGAGAGCCAGCUUCAGAAGACCAAUAAGUUACCAACAUUUCUGGCUAGCGUCAGAAAGGAGUUUAUUUCUCAGGCACGCCGCUGAGAUUGGAAGGAUGGGAGAAAGAUAUAGCAUGCGAUGAGGACUAAUGUUGAUCAAAGCUUUCAGUCUGUAUCUACAAUACAGAUCUGCUAACAAGGAUUCAACUGCUUUGACAAAUAGGGGUUUAAUAUACAUUUCUGUGGGUAACAAUUCAAAUACUAUAUUAGAAAUAUCUGGACUUAUUGCACAAAUACUGGGGUAAUGUGUCAUCACAAAUGUCUUGUUUCAUCAUUGAGCAUGGACUUGUAAACAUUUUAGUGGAAACCUCUAUCUAAAUCUUAAAAAUUCAUCAUUCACAUAUUGGGUCAAAAGCUUUCAUUUGUUUUUUCCUUUCAUUAUUCAAUUUAAAGUAGAUGGGGAUAAUCAUAACUUUAAUAACUCUCCCUUGCUUCAUUUUUCCUUAAUCAUAUAUAUAACAUAUUUAUCAAACAUUCGCUAAUAGUUAAGUUCAUCUGCGCAUAAAUAAUGGUGAAAAUUAUUAUUUAGGUGUUAAAUUCACAGAUGCAUACAGCAUUAUAAAAUAACUCCAUGGAGAGCACAGACAAAAAGUAUAAAGGAAUGUAUAGACAUUUUAAUGAAUGCUUUAUUUGUUAUUAAACAUUUGAGUAUAUACAGUAGUAUAGUGCUGUACAAUGAACAUAAUCAGUCAGAACAAACACAACUUGUAGUUUUAGUUGGUACGAGUCUUUCAGUUGUUGCCAUUACAUUUUCAUCAGUGCAGAAGUGAAUCUCUGAUUCAGGGUGUUUUUGAAUAUGAGUUGUGUCAGGCAUCCGAUGACUUGAUGCUGCUUAACACAGGCAGCUCCUCCACAUACGUUGAUGGGAAAUGACCUGUCUUCCCAUCAAGUUUGCCAAACCACCAACCAUUCUCUUCCUUUCCACAAAUGUCUAGAAGAUCUCCUGUGACCAAAAACAUUUUACAAGAUUACAAACCUCUACUGUUUUGGAAUUUCUUUCUGCACUUACGUUGUUACUUACCCUCCUUCAGAGUCAAUUCAUCAUCCUGUUCAGGUGUGAAGUCGUACAGGGCCUUGCAUUUUCCUAUGCUGCACAGCUCUGGUGUUAUUUUACCUGUUUAAUGUUAAAAAAUAUUUUACCUGUUUAAUGUUAAAAAAUCAAUCUUUGUGUUACUCUGAAAAUGUCUUGCCUUGUUCUUUGUCAUUAUUGGUGUGAGGCAGGGCUCCAUUAACAGUGCUGUCACACUCUGCAGCCUCGUGUGUUGUGGAAGUGACUUGUUCCACAGACGGCUGUGUCACAAACUGAGCCGGUCCUUUGUAAAUGAUGGAAGCUCUCAGGGACUGUCGGGACCUGAAGGGAGUCCUGCGGAGCUUCACUGGACGAGUCAGUUGAACAACGCUGUGCUCACAGUCCUUAAACAGACAAACAGUGUGUGUUUAAUAAUUACGAUACAUACAUUUUUUAAAUUAUAUGUACAGCACUUUGGCUCGACCAAAAAUCGUUUAAAAAUGUGUUAUAUAAAUAAAACUUGAUUUGAUUUACGAGGCUCUACAGAUAACGGUAUAUGCCGUACAAACACUCGCUCUAACACUGGAAAUCCCAGGAUUAAUAUGUUUGGAAAAUAUAUCCAUGUUGUGUUAUUAAUAGUUUGAGACACCAUUCAUUUUUAAAAUAUAAUUCAUGCAACCAAAAA
Messenger RNA from Gymnodraco acuticeps, 2493 nucleotides. It is a transcript of the gene spc25, whose product is annotated as SPC25 component of NDC80 kinetochore complex. Gene Ontology annotation, biological process: chromosome segregation. The coding region runs from base 132 to 845 and encodes 237 amino acids. Gene Ontology annotation, cellular component: Ndc80 complex. The transcript is spliced from 8 exons. The record is from RefSeq and is a predicted model, not a curated record. NCBI's taxonomy places the organism in Eukaryota, Metazoa, Chordata, Actinopteri, Perciformes, Bathydraconidae.